Molecule: messenger RNA, 1040 nt
Organism: Balaenoptera acutorostrata (minke whale)
Lineage: Eukaryota; Metazoa; Chordata; Mammalia; Artiodactyla; Balaenopteridae
Gene: MAJIN
Product: membrane anchored junction protein
Exons: 11
Coding region: 82-855 (257 amino acids)
Biological process (GO): meiotic attachment of telomere to nuclear envelope; homologous chromosome pairing at meiosis
Cellular component (GO): nuclear inner membrane
Molecular function (GO): DNA binding
Source: RefSeq, a predicted model, not a curated record
CGAACUGAGGCGCGGGCAGGCGGCCGGGCGAGUCGUUGAGUCAGCCAGCCAGGCUUCGUGAGAGGUUAUUGUUUGGAAGCAAUGAGUUUAAAACCUUUCACCUACCCAUUUCCGGAGACGAGGUUUCUUCAUGCAGGACCCAAUGUGUAUAAAUUCAAAAUUAGAUAUGGGAACAACAUGAGAGGAGAAGAGGUAGAAAACAAGGAAGUCAUCGUCCAGGAGCUAGAGGAUUCUAUUCGUGUGGUCUUGGGAAACCUGGAUAAUCUGCAGCCGUUUGCUACAGAACACUUCAUUGUAUUUCCCUAUAAAAGCAAAUGGGAGAGAGUGUCCCACCUGAAAUUCAAACACGGAGAGAUUGUCUUGGUCCCUUAUCCAUUUGUUUUCACUCUGUACGUGGAGAUGAAAUGGUUUCAUGAAAACCUGUCAACUGGAAAACCAGUAAACAGCAGUCCUCUUGGGUUGGUCCUGGCAGAGAGGAAAGCAGCAGGAGCCAUGACGAGGAAACGAAAACACGCAGAAGCGCCCAGCUCCCCAACCAGGCCAGGGCUGGACAGGCCCAAGAAGGGGACUUCCAGCCAAGAGCUCAGCAAAAAGAAGGCCCCUAUGGAAACCAGGAGGAACAGAGAAAGAAAAACCCAGCAGGAAUGGCAGGAGACCUCAGCAUUUGAUAUCACUGAUGUUCAGGACCAGGAUUCUAAGUGGGGGGACAGCCGAGCAGGGAAGAUUACCCCACCAUUGCAGCAAAACGAUCCACCUCCACCUGAAGGACGCAUGGAGCUGGGAACCAGUGGCUUCUUUGGGUUUCUAAGCUCUCUCUUCCCGUUUCGGUAUUUCUUCAGAAAGAGCAGCCAGUGAGCCUCCUAAAUGCAGCGGUGGGAAGAGCAUUAUCUCCUGCAGCAACUCCUCCCACUCCACUCUCUGCUUAUGACAUUCCAGUCAUGGGGAAUGAGAGCCCCAAACUCCCUGAGUCCUCUUGUGGGUUUGUCCUUUACAAUGGAAUGUCCAUUUGCCUCUUUACAAUGGAAUGUCCUUCCCCAAUU